This is a messenger RNA of Choloepus didactylus (southern two-toed sloth), 1735 nucleotides long. Its product is annotated as zinc finger protein 317-like. NCBI's taxonomy places the organism in Eukaryota, Metazoa, Chordata, Mammalia, Pilosa, Megalonychidae. The record is from RefSeq and is a predicted model, not a curated record. Gene Ontology annotation, biological process: regulation of DNA-templated transcription.
AGGAAUGGAAUCAGUGACUUUCCAGGAUGUUGCUGUGGAAUUUACUGAGAAGGAGUGGACUUUGUUGGAUUCUUCUCAGAGAAAACUAUACAAAGAUGUAAUGCUGGAGAACUAUAGCAACCUAGCAUCAGUGGGGUAUCAACAUGGCAAACCCAGCCUCAUCUCCCACUUAGAACAAGAAGAGCUGAGGACAGAGGAGACAGAAAUUCACCAAGAUAUUUGUCCAGAUUGGGGGACUUCAUCAAAAAACAAAUGGUCAAUUCUUAUGGAUGAUAUUUUUGGGAAAGAAACAUCCAGUCAUGUGGAAAUGGAAAGAACUCAUCUUAGAGAGAAACCCACUGAAUAUACUCACUUGUUUGAAGUCUUCAGCAUAGGCACUCAUCUUACUCAGCAAAUGGGAAGGUGCACUGGGAAGAGGCCCUAUCACCGCCGUGAUUAUGGGGUAGCUUUUAAAGACAGCUCACCUUUCACCCAUCAUAUGAGCAUUUAUGGUGGAAAAAACCUGUAUGAAUGUCACCAGUGUCAGAAGGCCUUUACCACAAGAUCUUCCCUUACACAUCACAAGAGAAUACACACUGGGGAGAAACCUUAUGAAUGCAAUGCCUGUGGUAAAGCCUUCAAUGAUCCUUCAGCCCUUAGGAGUCAUGUCAGGACUCACACCAAAGAGAAACCCUUUGAAUGCAGUCAGUGUGGAAAUGCAUUCCGAACCCUCUCCUCCCUGAAGAUACACAUGAGAAUUCACACUGGAGAGAGACCUUAUGAGUGUGAUCAAUGUGGGAAGGCCUAUGGCAGGAGCUGUCACCUUACUGCACACAGGAGAACACACACUGGAGAGAGGCCCUAUGAAUGUCACGAUUGUGGAAAAGCUUUCCAGCAUCCCUCACAUCUUAAAGAACAUGUCAGGAAUCACACUGGAGAGAAACCCUAUGAAUGACAGUGUGGAAAAGCCUUCCGAUGGAAGUCUAACUUCAAUUUGCACAAGAAAAACCACCUGAUAGAGAAAACAUAUGAAUGUAAAGAAUGUGUAAAAAUCUUUGGUGAUCUCAUAUCAUGGAGGAAACAUAUGAGAAUUCAUGUUGUAAAGAAACCUGUUGAAUGUAGACUGUGUGGAAAAGCCUUCAGAAACCAAUCAAUCCUUAAGACACACAUGAAUUCUCACACUGGAGAGAAACCAUAUGGGUGUGACCUAUGUGGGAAAGCUUUCAGCACAAGCUCAAAUCUAACUGCACACAGGAAAAUACAUACUCAAGAGAGACGCUAUGAAUGUACUGUGUGUGGGAAAGUCUUCAGUGAUUAUUUAUCACGGAGGAGGCAUAUGAGCAUUCAUCUUGUAAAGAAAUAUGUUGAAUGUAGACAGUGUGGAAAAGGCUUCAGAAACCAGUCAACGCUUAAGACACAUAUGAGAACUCACACAGGAGAGAAGCCAUAUGAGUGUGAUCAUUGUGGGAAAGCCUUCAGCAUAGGCUCUAACCUUAAUGUGCACAGGAGAAUACACACUGGGGAGAAACCCUAUGAAUGUCUUGUCUGUGGGAAAGCCUUCAGUGAUCAUUCGUCUCUUAGGAGUCAUGUGAAAACUCACCGGGGAGAGAAGCUCUUUGUGUCAUCGAUGUGGAAAAGGCUCCAGUGAAUGUGCCUUCUUUAAGAGAAACAAGCUCAGACUCGUAGAUAUAAGGAAGGCAAGAAAGUCCUCAUGAGUUCUCACCUUAUGUGCACAAAAGAAUACAUGUAACUUGGG